UGGGGAGUCAAUCAUUCGGUGGAUUAAUGACCUGAGCCAGGUGCCUGUACCUGUCAUGCUGCUUCCAGACGACUUCAAAGCCAGCACCAAGAUCAAAGUCAACAACCACCUCUUCAACAAGUACUGUGCUCCGCUCAGCUCUGUCUGCCAGAUUGCAGGAGCAUUCAUUCUGCUUCCUGUCAUUUGCACAGAGUUUUUAGGAUUUAAUUGCCUGCAUGGGCUUAAUCAGAAAUUGCAGACCCCUUUAGAGAACAACCAUGCUUUUCCACCUUAACAAUAGCUUUAAAACUAAACUAAAACAGCUAUUACCUUAUAAUAAACAGUGAAACAAGCCAAAAAAGAAAAGAAAGAAAAAAGAAAUUAGCUUGUAACAUUGUCAAGGCUAUAUGUAAAAGAAUUAUACUGUGUACUAGAGUUGGAAAAGCAGCAUCAUUUCCAGCCACUGGGUUGUUUCAGUGAGUUGUUGAGGUUCAAUUUCUAUAUGGAUGGAGUCGAGAAAAGUUGAGUGGCUUUCAAUAAUCCUUUAAUCCAGUCAGGAAUCCAGGUCGUGUGACGACUUAUAAACAGAGGUGGGAAGAACAAUAAAAUAUGUUUUCUCACGUUAAAGUGCUGCUACCUUGUUACCAUUUUACUCAAGUGUUUUUCAUGUUGCUGGAUGUGGAAACCACUUAAGUGAAACAGCAGGAUACAAAAACAGAAUUUAGUCAAAUAGUUUAAACAUAACCAAUGAUGCAACUUGGACAAUUACAAACACUGGCAGACUUUGACACCACCGUGCCAUGAAACACACAUGUUGAGUUCAUGUUUUAGCGGCAUUGUAGAAUAUACACAUAUAUAGUGUUAAUGAUUUGUAAUUGGUUACUAUCUCUGCAUAGAUUUGAUUCAUUUAGAAUGAGUGCAUCAGUAGAGAAACAACUGCACAAGACAGCAGGCAUUUAAUCAUGUUAUCCUUUUGAACAAUUGAUUUGAACAUGUUGCUUUUGUGCCCUGAAAUAUUAUAUUUGUUCACAUUAAACUUAAUUAUCUGAAGUAGUGGACAUUAUUUAAAUUUGUGUAAUGAAGCAUUGGUAGACUGGUAGCUCUCUGUCAAGUACAGUUCCUGAUUAGAUGCUGUUUGAAGAACAGGACAGUAAUUUUACUCACUUUACUGUAUGCAUUAAAACAUCUUUGUUCCUCAGAGAGAAUCUUCCAGGACAGUUCAAAUUCAAAGAGUACUGUCCACAGGUGUUCAGAAACCUGCGAGAGCGCUUCGGAAUCGAGGAUCAAGAUUACCAGGUGUCUCUGGCCCGCAGUCCUCCACUCAAAGAUGAGGACGGGCAGUGCGUGAGGCUACUGCUGACAUCAUACGACCGCACUUUGGUGGUAAAAGAAAUCUCCAGUGAGGAGGUGGAGGAAAUGCACAACAUCCUCUCUGAGUAUCACCAGCAUAUUGUCACCUGCCAUGGCAAUACGCUGCUCCCUCAGUUCCUGGCUAUGUACAGAGUCACUGUGGAAAGCGAGGACACCUACCUUUUAGUUAUGAGGAACAUGUUCAGCCACAGACUACAUGUACACAGGAAGUAUGACCUCAAGGGGUCCCUGGUGUCUCGUGAAGCAAGUUUUAAAGAGAAGGUGAAGGAGUUGCCCACUUACAAAGACGUAGACUUCAGGAAUAACAUGCAAAAAGUGUAUGUGAGCGAUGAGGAGAAGGAGAAGAUCAUGGACAAGCUCACCAGAGAUACCAAGUUUCUGGUGUGUAUGAGGAUCAUGGAUUACAGCCUGCUGCUGGGCAUCCAUGAUGUCAAGCGGGCUGAGAGGGAGGAGGAGGAGGAGGAGAUGGAGUCGUCCACUGAAGAGGAAGAGGAGGAUGAAAAUGUCCCAGCUCCUGCUCCGGUCUCCAUCUCACCUGAGGGUAUCAGUGGCUACAUGAACUCCUUCAAACCAAUGGGUCCCGGGGAGUUUGACCCUUAUGUGGAUGUGUACGCUAUUCAGAGCGCUGUAGGUGCACCCCACAGGGAGGUGUAUUUUAUGGGUCUGAUUGACGUGCUGACACAGUACGACACCAAGAAGAAAGCUGCUCACGCUGCCAAGGCUGUCAAACACGGGGCAGGAGCAGAAAUCUCAACAGUUCAUCCAGAGCAGUACGCUAAACGUUUCCGGGAGUUCAUCACUAAGAUCUUUGCCUAGUUCAAGGAUUCAGUCCAGGCUACCUUCAUCAUUUAAUACAAGAGGAGUCUCACUAUACAAUACUUACAGUAUGUCAUCUCAAAUCAACAUCAAGAAGCACUGAAAAUGUACUGUUAGUUUCUAAAUGAUCUAUGUGGUGUUUGAGCAUUUAUCCUCCAUAUCAUUCUGUACUGCAAGGUGGACUGUGCAUUUCUUUUGAAUGACGAACUGGAAUUUGCAGGCAAAGGAGGAAAAGUCUUCUUGGCGACUUGUUGUUAAUGGGUUUUCUUUUGUUUUCACUUAAAGUUUUGGCAACACUGCUUUGACUUUGUGUGGCAGCCAGAUAUGCAGGAUUGCCAAAAAGAAAUCAUAUGAGGUGAUGUAAGUAAACACCUCUGUCAUAAAUGCAUUAUUUCUUGUGGCCAGUGGGGGGGUGGAGACACAUUAAUUGUCGUUGUGUUCAGCUUUCCCUCAAUGGAAGUCUCACUCACCGCUGCUGGGGAGAAAUAUUUAUGUUUUGCUGUCAAAUUUUUGACGCCCUCUUUUCCUGCCGAGACAAAACUCAGACAAGAAAAUAAGUUGGGCAAAUCUACAGGGUUUCAAUUAGGAACAAUACAAUGUUCAUCUCCUUUUCAGCACCAGUGUGUGAUCUUAUAUGAAAUGUUGCCAAAUACAGAUUUGAAAGAAAUAACACAAACAUAACAGUCUGAAUGUGUACCGGCUGUUAAAUACUGCCUAAAAACUGAUAUCUCCAUUUUUAGGCGUAUUUUAGAGUGAAUAUUGAAUAUUUAAAAAAAUCUAGCAUGUAAUUAUUACGUAAGUAUGUAAAGCCACUAGAAAUGUUGUGUAUCACUGAAUGUAUUAUCAAUUCUGAUAUUUUGAUUAUGUGCUAUUAAAACCUGUUUUCACAAGUAGUAAACAAAUAUACCAGACUGGCAGUUUCAUUAGAGCUUGUUCUGGAAACAGAUUCACCAUUUUGUUUUCCUUAUCAGUAAAGAAAUGCACAUUUUCCAUUAUCUGUAAAUAUAUGAGUAAAAUAAGCUGCUUGUUUGUGUUUUGAAAGCCAGAAACUGAAAAGUUUUAUUUGCACAUCUCCAGUAGUGCUGCUCAGUGUUCAGUAUUUAUUGUACAAAUGUAGCAGUGCAAUGCUGUUUUAGCUUCAGGGGAUGCUACACACAAGCUUGCAUCAUCUCAAAGGAACCACACUACACAAAUUAUUAAACUGUAAGUUGAUCAAAGAGCUUUUAUGUCAAAUGUUGUAGCUUGGAUCCAGCCUGAUUUUGUAUAUUACAUGGUUUGCCUUUGAAUGAGAUUAACUAUUUAACAACAUAAUGUACCAUGUGAGUAAAGUAUCAAAGGAAUCACAAAGUUCAGAUCCGUGUAACUCUUAACAAGUAAGUGCGAGUGAAAGCAAAAUGUGAUUCAUUCAGCUCUGCUCCAACAGUACAUGUGUUCCUCUAAAAUUUAUUCUCAGUGGUAAAGCAUUAAUGUCCUUAUUUAGUGCCUCUCCCCUGUCCCAGUCCUCCUGGCACACAUUCCUGAAUCUUAUCAUGAGGAUUUCACUUUUAAUAGCUGAGUGGACAAACAAGCAGCGGAGGGACAAGAAGGUUAGAAGAAACAAGCUGUGAGAGUAACUUUAAAAUACAUCCAAAAUGCCUUUUAUUAGUUUACAUCGUUUGAAACUAGAUAAAUACGGCAGGGAUUGGAGAUAAACUGACACAGCAGCUGUGCUUUGUUGGUUUUUGGAUCUAGUCUAGACUAUUACAACGUUAACCUCUGAGUAACACAUUUGUUGAUUUUCUUUACAUUUGUUUAUUUAGAGUCAAGUUUUGUAUUUAAAAUACAUCUUCAAGAGCCAAGGACUGGCAAAAACUGUACAAGCCUGAUGUUGAUUGAUCAAUACAUGAGGGCACAGGAGAAGGAUGCAAAGGCUUGUACCCCAAAUUGGGUUUGCACCUUCCAUAAAUUCUGGCCUGAUGAGAUUCAUAAUAAAUAUAUUUUUGUGAAAUGUGAUUUAAAAUCUUCAAGAUUUCCAUCAUUCUUAGACACCAUUCAUCGAGUGUCAGGUCAGAUAUGUCAACCAUAUUCCAUAUUAACUCUUUUACUCUUCACUCUAAACCGGUCAUAUGUUUGCAAGCUAAGUUUUGUCACUUGGCACAGUUAGCUACACAACAGUUACACUUGGCAGUUAGUGGAUGUAAAUAUUCAGUAACAAUUAAUCUCUACGUAAGAACUAGUUUGUGUGGUGCAACCUGUUUUAAUUUAGUCAUGUGUAAAACUCCACUUAGUAAACACUACUAGACUACGUUUGAACUUGCAGAUGGUGCAACCGGCUCCAGGUGUACAACACUUCCAUUAUAACUAGGCUAAGUUUGAACUUAGAAACAGCUGGAGCGACCAGGUUUUGGUCUUCUGAGUUGCGUAUAUUUUUUUUUCCUUUUGGUACUUGAGUGUUACCAAAUGCCACUGAGUAGUCCUGUUUGGUAACAUAGAUAUCGCUCUAGGUAAAAAGAAAUAGAAGCUUUAUUGUGUUUUUGGGUUAACUGUUCCUUUAUGAUGUAUAGCAACCUUAUAUUUUUUGAUAUUUCAAUGUAGUUUCUGAACACCAACAUCUACAAAUCAAGCAUUCCCAUAUUGGCAUCAGUUCUUCAGUUGCCUUUUAGUUAUUAUGUUAUUGUGUUUGUUAUGUCAUGUUUGUCUCUAUAUGUGAAAAACCACUUUACUACUGUGAAUCCAUGAAACUGAAACCAUCCCAGCAAUGGUUUUAUGUUAUAAAAAUAAGUCCAUGACUUUGACCUAGAAAGAAGUAGGUCAAAGCCAGCAGGGGCCUUUAACAAGAACUGGUUUGAUCCAGAAGAUCUCACGUUCAAAUGCUAGUCGAGUGUUAAGUGAUGACCACUGGCCACCUGUCCAGAAAACAGCUCUCAGCUUAGUUUGAAACAUGAACCCUCUGCGCACCAGUAGAUGUGACUAUAGUGCAUGAUGUUCGUGUCUGCUGAAGUCUCCCUCACCCUCAUUAAUGGUUGUUUUAAAUUUUGACACACCCGGAAAUUGAACAUAUGAAAUAAGGUCUGCUAUGAGCCCAGACACAGAAAAACACACACAACUCUGAACAAAACACCACAUCUUGGGCAGUAGCCUUAGUGUAUUGAUAAUGAAUGCUCUAUGAAUCAGUGCAUGAGUAAAAAAAUACAAAUGGAGAGAGAUGCUUACAUCACAGACAUGUACACUCAGCGGAGUCUUCAGAUUAACACAAAGUACAUACAGUACUGCAGGAGGGUUGUUUUUUAUGCCUUUUUUUAAAUAUUAAAUUGGGCAACAUUCCUUUAUUUUAUGUGGAUGUUCAGCCACUUACAAAUAUAAUCACAGUCAUUCGAAGGCCCAGUUUUAUAGAUCAGAACCUUUGCCAAGUUUUUAUCUAUUAAACCAUACUUUUAAUUUCUAUUACUCACAGCAGGUAUAAUAUUAGUUAAUUGAAAGAUAAAACGCCCUGACAGUCCACCAAAACGGUAUCAUCUGGAAAACACAUGUUAGUGUUUGAAACAAUUAACUCAAACCAUCAGUUUUUUGUAUACAUUCAAUCAAAAUCAAGGCAUUUCAAUUGUUCCUUUACACUUCUAGUAUUACACUCGCCUUGAUAAUGAGCUGCUGCUGGAGUUAUAAUGCACACAUCCUGUACCGUGUUUAUGUUACACAGUGAUAUAAACAUAACAUAAAAAUCUCAGUCUUGGAUGUCAAAGAGUUAAUCAGGUGGUUAUUAAAGGAAAAACCAAACCAAGACGCUGUACAGGAAAUCUGUGAACAGCUGUGAGUAACCCUUUGAGUUUUAUACACAGAACCAACUGUACAAAUCAUACAAUAACAAUCUCGAAAAUGAAGCACUUUUAAAUUUUUUAGAAUUACAAUAUUUUAUCAAUGCAUUUCUAUACAGUUAUUUUAAUUAUCUUUAAAACAGCCUGUCUUUUUUCAGCCACUGUAAAGGUUUGUUUUUUUUUUCAACUUACACAACAUUAUUUAUGCACUGAACGACCGGCUGUGUUGAACGUAACACAGUAUAUGCACUCUGACAUUCGCUGUCAAUAAAGUUAAGUAGUGUGGAUGUGUUUAACGUUGGAAUUUCAAGCAGAUAGAAACAGACUUGAAAACAGAGACGUCCAUCUAUGAAGUCGGAAACUUAUUGCAGUUCUUUACUUCUGGGAACUAGAUGCUCAGAUAAGCUGUUUGAGGCCAAAGGCGAAUUUCCAUUCUUAUUUGAGUGGUGAAUAAAGUUGAAUAUUGACUGCUUGAUGAAUUAUGAAUUAUACCAGCUGGUAUACAGUGCAAUACAUUCCUAUUCAUCUGUAACGUCAUGUUCUUUUACCUUACCCUCUAUAUAGAAAGUGUAAUCAGGACAUUUUCUUUUGUUUUGGUUAAAUCAUUCUAGCAGACUGAAUGUGCAUGUGUGAUUACCAGUGUGUGUUUUCAUCCCUGACAAACACACACACCCUUUUAAACCUUUAGGGAGUGCAACAUCUGGCAACAUGUUCCUCAGUCCUGCUGGCCUGUGUGAGUGUGAAGGACGCCAUGACGGCAAAGCGACAAGCUCACACACACACACACACACACACACACACACACACACACACACACACACACACACACACACACACAUGCUCACACACACACACUU
Siniperca chuatsi (mandarin fish) is the source of this 6814-nucleotide messenger RNA. RefSeq names its product phosphatidylinositol-5-phosphate 4-kinase, type II, gamma b (gene pip4k2cb). The transcript has 9 exons. The record is from RefSeq and is a predicted model, not a curated record. Lineage: Eukaryota; Metazoa; Chordata; Actinopteri; Centrarchiformes; Sinipercidae. Gene Ontology annotation, molecular function: phosphatidylinositol kinase activity. Gene Ontology annotation, biological process: phosphatidylinositol metabolic process. The coding region runs from base 1108 to 2166 and encodes 352 amino acids.